AUGAUGUAUGGACAGAUCCUUCAUCCGCACAGCCCUGAUGAUGACUGCUUUAUCAAUGUCAAUGUUGGUGGUUUCAAACAACGAAUGGAGCAAAAUGUUCUGAAACGAUUCCCGCAGACACGUCUGGGUCGCCUCCUGUGCUGCAGCUCCAAAGAAGCAAUCCUUGAGCUCUGAGAUGACUUCAGUCCCUCUGAGAUGGAGUACUACUUUGACCGCAAUCCACGUUUUUUCUGUUACGUUCUCAACUUCUACCUCACAGGCAAAAUCCAUCUGGUGGACGGGCUGUGCAUUAUGUCGUUUUUUCAAGAGAUUGAGUAUUGGGGCAUCAAGGAACGUCACUUGGACUUCUGCUGCAGCAACAAAUUUCAUGAACUGAUGCAGCUUGCGGAAGAUAAGUGCUGGGAUCAGAGGAGCGAUGAACUGCAGCUGCACAGCUCGGGUUCAUCUAUUGAGGAGCUGUCAGCCUUGGAGGAAGACAUAGAAAUGUUUGAAGGCUCCUGGUGUGCAGAUAUCCGCAGGAACAUCUGGAUUCGUCUUGAGAAUCCUGGUUACUCUACUUCAGCCAAAGUGAUGGCUGUAGCAUCCCUAAGUGUGGUCAUCGUCUCUAUUCUGGCCAUGUGCAUCCACAGCAUGCCGGACUUCCAUCAAGUGGAUCUCAAUGAGAAGGAGAUUGAAAACCCAGUGCUGGCUUUCUUUGAGGGCCUCUGUGUUCUGUUCUUCUCUGCAGAGUUUAUUCUUCGUCUGGUUGUUGCACCAUCAGCCAGGAAGUUCUUGUGCAGCCCUCUAAAUAUCAUUGACUUCAUGUCAAUCAUGCCCUUCUAUAUCACUUUAGCCUGUGAUAUAAUGGAUGAAGGUGAAAACACAGACUUGGAGAAUGUUGGCAAAGUAGUGCAGAUCUUGAGGUUGAUGCGAGUGUUUCGCAUCCUGAAACUGGCUCGCCACUCAGCAGGUCUUCGCUCUCUUGGUGCUACACUGCAACACAGCUCCAGUGAAGUAGGGCAGCUGGUGCUUUUCUUGUCUGUGGGCAUUUCCAUGUUUUCAGCCCUCAUUUACUUUGUAGAGAAAGACUCUCGAGAGUCAGAGCUACAGACUAUGCCUAUUGGCUGGUGGUGGGCCACCAUCAGCAUGACUACGGUGGGCUACGGGGACACCUUUCCUGUUACGCUUGCUGGGAAGCUGAUAGGAACCCUGUGCAUCGUCUGCGGGCUGCUGAUCGUGGCUCUGCCCAUUACUAAUAUCUUCAAUAAAUUCUCCAAGUUCUAUCAAAGGCAAAAACAUCUAUAG
Molecule: messenger RNA, 1284 nt
Organism: Epinephelus lanceolatus (giant grouper)
Lineage: Eukaryota; Metazoa; Chordata; Actinopteri; Perciformes; Serranidae
Gene: kcns3a
Product: potassium voltage-gated channel, delayed-rectifier, subfamily S, member 3a
Biological process (GO): potassium ion transmembrane transport; protein homooligomerization; action potential
Cellular component (GO): membrane; voltage-gated potassium channel complex
Molecular function (GO): protein binding; voltage-gated potassium channel activity
Source: RefSeq, a predicted model, not a curated record